AUUAAUCCCAGCUGAUAUUCGUUUCACAAGUUUUUCUCAAGUAUUUCACAAUCGAGCAGCUGGUAGUUGAGUUAGAGGUUAGAUCUAAAUAACAAACUUCUUGAUUAUAUUCUGAAGUUGAACUAGCUUCCUUGCAAAUUUUUCUACAAUGGACGCGAGCGAAAAAUUAUCUAAAAGUGAAACAAUCCGACUUCGAGAGAAGUUCAUCGCGCCAUCAUGCAAGUUAUUUUUCAAAGCUGACCCACUUAAAAUUAUUUCAGCUAAAGGGCAAUAUAUGUUCAAUGAAAAAGGAGAGAAAUAUUUAGACUGCAUCAACAAUGUAACUCAUGUUGGACAUAGCCAUCCCAAAAUUGCUGAGGUGGCAUAUAAUCAACUCAAAACAUUGAACACCAAUUCUAGGUUUCUGCAUGAUAAUCUAGUCAUUUAUGCUGAGAGGUUGACAAGUUUAUUACCUCCUCCGUUGAGUGUCUGUUUUUUUGUUAAUUCUGGAUCUGAAGCAAAUGAUCUAGCUCUAAGACUUGCCAGAACACAUACAAAGCGUAAAGAAGCCAUUGUGCUGGAUCAUGCUUACCAUGGACAUGUCAUAUCCUUGAUUGAUGUUAGUCCAUAUAAGUUUGCCCAUACUGGAGGUGAAGGACAACCUGAUUGGGUUCAUGUUGCACCAGUGCCAGAUGUCUAUGGUGGUAAAUACAGAAAUGAUAAACAUUCAGCUGAAGAACUUGUUCAGUUGUACUCAGAUGAUGUCCAAAAAUUGGUUGAUCUAUCUGCUGCUAAUGGUAAAGGAAUAAGUUGCUUUAUUGCUGAAUCCCUGCAAAGUUGCGGAGGUCAAAUCAUUUUGCCCCCCGAUUACCUACGACGAGUAUACAAGAGCGUUAGGGAUGCCGGAGGUGUCUGCAUAGCCGAUGAAGUUCAAGUUGGUUUCGGUAGAGUUGGAUCCCAUUGGUGGGCAUUCCAAUUGCAGGGAGAGGAUGUUGUUCCGGAUAUUGUCACCAUGGGCAAGCCCAUGGGGAAUGGACAUCCGAUAGCAGCUGUCAUCACCACAAAGGAAAUUGCGGACAGCUUUGCUGCCACUGGGAUGGAGUACUUUAAUACAUAUGGUGGAAAUCCUGUGAGUUGCGCUAUCGGCAAUGCAGUUAUAGACAUAAUCGAGGAAGAAAAUCUACGCGAGAACGCGACUGCAGUUGGAACUCGCUUAUUGGAUGGCUUAAAUAAAUUGAAAGAGAAACAUUCCAUUAUCGGUGAUGUCAGAGGAGUUGGAAUGUUCAUUGGAAUCGAUCUGGUCAAGGAUCGUACGAGUCGUGAGCCUGCCACGGCUGAGGCCCAGCACAUUAUAAGUCGAUUGAAGCAAGAGUUUAUUCUCUUCAGCGCUGAUGGGCCGCAUCGAAAUGUCCUGAAGUUCAAACCCCCGAUGGUUCUUUCUCUUGACGAUGCUGAUCACCUGUUGAGAACUCUAGACUCGAUACUUGAUGAAAUCAGUGCUGCAAAAUAACGAAUACUUCAACCCAGAUCAUUAUUAAAGAAUUGUGCAAUCUUGUUUGAAGCGGGCUAUUAUUUUUUUUAUUUCUUACUAAUUAAAAUUUGUUAUGUAGUGGUUAAAAUAUAAAUAUAGAUUGGUU
Molecule: messenger RNA, 1616 nt
Organism: Daphnia pulicaria
Lineage: Eukaryota; Metazoa; Arthropoda; Branchiopoda; Diplostraca; Daphniidae
Product: ethanolamine-phosphate phospho-lyase-like
Exons: 8
Coding region: 149-1489 (446 amino acids)
Cellular component (GO): mitochondrion
Molecular function (GO): pyridoxal phosphate binding; transaminase activity
Source: RefSeq, a predicted model, not a curated record